AUGCCUGCUAUUAUCCCCCAGACCCCUCACAAGGACGACUUGGAUGAAACAUGGACGUUUCUAGAGAAGGGCAUCGAUAGUGUGAUGCUCAAAUUGGAGGAGGGGGUGGAUAUGAAAACGUAUAUGGCACUGUACACCGCGGUCCAUAACUUUUGCACAUCACAGAAAGCCAUCGGCAGCAGCCAGAACAUAAAAGCGCAUCAUGGAGGUCGGUUACCAUUCUUACAGCGACACAACACUCCCAGGACAUCAUCGUUGACGACGUUUGCAGCACAUCUGCUUGGAGAGGAGCUGUACAAGCUGCUUGGAGAGUACCUUUCCCGCCACCUUGACGCUGUAUACAGAGAGUCGGAAGGCCACGCGGAAGAGGCCCUGCUAGGAUUUUAUAUCCGGGAGUGGCUCCGUUACACGACUGCGGCUAAGUAUAUCAAUCAUCUUUUCCGGUAUUUGAACCGUCACUGGGUCAAACGGGAAAUUGACGAAGGCAAGAAGAAUGUAUACGACGUGUACACAUUGCACUUGGUCAAGUGGAAGGACGAUUUCUUCAUGAAGGUCCAUGAAAAGGUCAUGGAAGCCGUUUUAAAUUUGGUCGAGAAGCAGAGAAACGGUGAAACCAUCGAGCAGUCCCAGAUCAAGAGCAUCGUCGACUCGUUCGUCUCCCUUGGUCUGGACGAGAGCGACAGCAGCAAGUCAACUCUCGAGGUUUACCGGUACUACUUCGAGAAGCCCUUCAUUGUCGCUACCAGAGUUUACUAUGAAAACGAGUCUCGUCAGUUUGUUGCCGAAAACAGUGUCGUUGAAUACAUGAAGAAGGCAGAGGCCCGUCUCGAUGAAGAAAAGGCCCGCGUGGGCCUGUAUCUGCACCAAGACAUCGCCAAGCACCUCACCGACACGUGUUUGGAUGUUCUUGUUACAGCCCACUCGGAACUACUGCGCGACGAGUUCCAAGUUUUGCUCGAUAAUGAACGCCAAGAAGACCUGGCGAGGAUGUACAGACUGCUGUCGCGAAUCAGAGACGGUCUUGACCCCUUGCGCACGAAAUUCGAGGCUCACGUCAGGAAGGCAGGCUUGGCCGCAGUGGAGAAGGUUGCUGCUGAUGGCGAUGCAUUCGAACCUAAACUGUACGUGGACGCCUUAUUGCAGGUACACACGAGGUAUCAGAGUUUGGUCAGCGAGGCCUUCAAUGGCGAGUCAGAAUUUGUCCGGUCCCUGGAUAAUGCUUGCCGAGAGUUCGUUAAUCGCAACAAAAUAUGCAAGUCUGGAUCAACAAAAACGCCAGAGCUUCUGGCCCGGUACACCGAUUCGCUACUCAAGAAGGGAUCCAAAGCAGCGGAAGAGUCCGAACUGGAAGAGAUGCUCGUACAGAUCAUGACCGUCUUCAAAUACAUCGAAGACAAGGAUGUGUUCCAGAAAUUCUACUCCAAGAUGCUUGCCAAACGAUUGGUCCAUGUCAGCUCGGUCUCUGACGAUGCCGAAACCAGUAUGAUCAGCAAGCUCAAGGAGGCGUGUGGAUUUGAGUACACCAACAAACUGCAGCGCAUGUUCCAGGAUAUCCAGAUCUCGAAGGAUCUCAACGCCAGCUACAGAGAUUGGCAGGAGAAGAUCUUGGACGACGACGAUCGAAGGAAGCUGGUAGACUCACACUUCCAGAUUUUGGGAACUGGGUUCUGGCCUCUUAAUGCGCCUUCGACCGACUUCCUAGCACCUCCUGAAAUUGUCAAGACUGCUGAGCGGUUUCAGAGUUUCUACUUUGACAAGCACAAUGGUCGCAAGCUGACAUGGCUCUGGCAGCUAUGCAAAGGAGAGAUCAAGGCUAACUACAUCAAGAACACUAAGGUUCCAUACACGUUCCAGGUGUCAACCUUCCAAAUGGGCAUCCUCCUGCUGUUUAAUGAGCACGACACGUUGUCUUACGAGGACAUUCAGAAGGCCACAUCUCUUGCACCCGAGAUUCUCGACCCGAACUUGAGCAUCUUCUUGAAGGCCAAAGUGCUCACCAUAAGUCCUGAAGGGUCCAAACCAGAGCCAGGCGCAUCGUUCUCUCUGAAUUAUAAUUUCAGGAACAAGAAGAUCAAGGUCAACCUCAACAUCCAAAUCAAGUCCGAGCAGAAGGUCGAGUCCGACGACACACACAAAACGAUCGAAGAGGAUCGGAAGCUGCUGCUUCAGUCCGCCAUCGUCCGUAUCAUGAAGUCGCGCAAGAAGAUGAAGCACGUGCAGCUUGUCCAGGAAGUGAUCCAACAAGUCAAAUCUCGCUUCCCUCCCAAAGUUCCUGACAUCAAGAAGAACAUUGAAGCUCUUAUGGAGAAGGAUUAUAUAGAGCGGUUGGAUGGUGACGAAAUCGCUUACAUUGCAUGA
Molecule: messenger RNA, 2358 nt
Organism: Aspergillus ibericus CBS 121593
Lineage: Eukaryota; Fungi; Ascomycota; Eurotiomycetes; Eurotiales; Aspergillaceae
Gene: culA
Product: cullin culA
Exons: 5
Coding region: 1-2358 (785 amino acids)
Biological process (GO): SCF-dependent proteasomal ubiquitin-dependent protein catabolic process; protein ubiquitination
Cellular component (GO): SCF ubiquitin ligase complex
Molecular function (GO): ubiquitin protein ligase binding
Source: RefSeq, a predicted model, not a curated record